This is a messenger RNA of Camelina sativa (false flax), 626 nucleotides long. RefSeq names its product S-protein homolog 21-like. The record is from RefSeq and is a predicted model, not a curated record. Lineage: Eukaryota; Viridiplantae; Streptophyta; Magnoliopsida; Brassicales; Brassicaceae.
CUUUAGAAAGGUUUUACAAAAAUGAAAAAAUGUUUGCUAAUUUUUUUUCUUAUCCUCCUUUCUUUUGAUUCUGUAAACUCUUAUUUGAUGCCACCUCUUUUCAGAAAAUUCAAUGUUGAAAUAGUAAAUCAACUUAAGUUUCACAAGAAAAUGAAGGUUCAUUGCAAAAGUAAAAGCCACGAUUUUCCGAUCACCUAUCUUAAUAUUGGCGAAAGUUUUCAGUUUAAAUUUACUAUCCUUUCAAAAACUAAGUACUGGUGUAAUUUAUGGCAGGGACCAAAUUACAAACACUAUGUGGUUUUUGAUGCGUUUCGUCCGGACAAAGAUUUUAUUGAUGGUACAUGCACUGGAAUGCACCCUAAUGUUUGUAGAUGGACCGCAAAAGAAGAAGGAGUUUAUGUCCGUAAUAAAAAAUUUGAAGGAGAAUAUUUCAUGUAUAGUUGGGAUGCUCCAACAAAUAUAGGAGAAAUAACUCCAGUUAGUUCAUUUGCGGUUGAAUCUAAGUUUGAUUCAUAGAUCUAUAAAAUUCUAAAAGCUUAUUUAAUUGUGGUAUUCUAAUUUUGUUUGAUUAUAAUGUCAGUUUGGUUUGAUUAUAAUUGUGGUAUGUGUGUCAGUUUGAUUCUAAA